AAAGCGACCAAUCAAUAAAAUGAUAGUUUUUGUAUUUAGAACCAACUCAAUCUAGCUUUAGUACGAAAUUUAGGGGAAUGGACAGUAAUCAGAACAGCCUGUUUGGAGCCUCAAUCGAGGCCGCAUAAUAUAACCUCUGGAUCUGCAAACAAAAUCCAGGAUUCUGGCCAUGCCCGAGCAGAGCAACGACUACCGGGUGGUCGUUUUUGGGGCUGGAGGUGUGGGCAAGAGUUCUCUAGUCCUUCGCUUUGUUAAGGGCACCUUUAGGGAGAGCUACAUACCUACAAUUGAAGACACAUAUCGGCAGGUCAUCAGCUGCAACAAGAACAUCUGCACUUUACAAAUUACGGACACAACAGGAUCUCAUCAAUUUCCAGCUAUGCAACGACUCUCUAUAAGCAAAGGUCAUGCCUUCAUUCUCGUCUUCUCGGUGUGCAGUCGUCAAAGUUUGGAGGAACUCAAGCCCAUUUACGAAGUAAUAAAAGAACUAAAAGGACCAGAUUUAAGCCAAAUCCCCAUUAUGCUAACAGGAAAUAAAUGCGACGAAAGCGCUGAGCUCAGAGAGGUUUCGACCAUUGAUGGGCAAGCACAAGCGGCAGAAUGGGGGGUGAGUUUCAUGGAAACUUCAGCCAAAACCAAUCACAACGUAAAACAGCUAUUCCAAGAAUUGCUGAAUUUGGAAAAGUCCCGAAAUGUGAGCCUGAACGUGGGAGGUAAAGCAAACAGUCGCGUCGCUAAAGACAAGUGUGAGAUCAUGUAAAACAGUAAAAAGGUUUGAUUUAGUCACAUUUUCCAUUUUUUUCUGUUCUAACGAAGAAUAUCAACGCAAAGUUAAAAAUCAGUCUGCGACAAGAAGCAAUAAACAAUUCUUUUUUGCUAAACCCAACACGUGAAAUUCACGUCUUUUUACAUCGCCGGAUGGUUUUUCUAGUAAUAGUUAAUCAUCGUAAAUGUAAAUCAUUCCCCUUUAUCGAAAAAUAUUGAAUGUUGUUAUGCCCCUAUAGAUGUUGUGGCUUAGGGGGUAGGAUGUGCUUAUUGUUUCGGGGAUUUACCGAAAAUCAACCAUAUAGCUUCGCAUUUACCAACUUUUCAUUUAGUAGAAGCUCCAAUAUUGAAACUUCCGUUAGAUUUAAAAUCGGAUGUUUGAUUUCCAAGCAUUUCAUCGAACUAGAGCCUUUCCACACACACCAAACGUUGAUUCAUUUCUCCUUAAUCGAAACAUUCCUAAUUUACGAAUUUCGUCACGGAUAGCAUAUCAAUAAUUGUAGAAUUGACAUUUAGUGUUAUAGAUUUAGGUAAUCUUAAGGCAUUGCUAUCUGAAAAAGUGCUUUGCGAUCGAUUUUACUAAACGUUAUGUACCUACCUACAUAUCUUGAGUGAAACUUGCAUAUUUUUGUAUUAGAUUUUUUAUUCAUAUAUCCCGAAAGAGCAUGUAGAAUUUUGAGCAAAUUUAACCGAGGCUGGGAAGUAAGGAAUAUAUUCAAAACCAUUUGACCCAUUUUUUACGGUUCCCUGGUUGAAUAAUUCCAGUAACUUGCUCUGCACAUAAAUAUUGAUUCUUUGCUUUAAACAACAGCUUUUAUUUUUUAAGAGCUAAUGUAAAGAAAUGGUGUAAUUUACUUUGCCUAUCUUUUCUGUUCUUCACAGAAGUGGCGCUUAAAUCCCAAAUACCCUUUUUCCAUUCAACUGUUUUGCUAAAAUAUACCGGGUGUUUUUUAAUAAUAGCCCGAUAUUUCUCCAACUAGAGGGUGUAAAAAAUUAAUUUUGGGUUUUUUAAGUAUUUUUAUAGAUAAUGUCGACAUUUGGACGAAACUUGGUAUUUAGGGUACCAUGAAGAACUUAAAUUUCUGUUUGAUUUUGCAUUAAGAGCAUUUAGAAGGCGCUACCUACAAGCCUUCCGUUUUGAAGGGUCAUAACUUUUCUGUGCAUGCUUGUAUCUCAUUUUUCGCAAUAAAAUCAAUUCUCGUAUCAUUUUGACGCAAAAAGCAUUCUUAUCAAAACUAGCUAGAAGCAACCGUUUUCGAGAUAUUUUGAUCUAACUAACGACGCAUGUAUUUUUCAUUUUCUGUACGCAAAAUCAAGAUAAAAUUUAAGUUUCCAUGUUGCGAAACUCCAACUACCAAGUUUCGGUCAAAUAUCAACAUUUAAUCAAAAAUCCUACUCAAAAACAACAACAAAAAAUAAAAAAAUUAAGUUGACUAUUUUUAUUUUUUGCCGUUUAUCUUUAAAAUUCCCGAGUAAUUACCAUGUAUACUAACAGCCGAUAAAAAAAACAUUAAAUAUAUCCCUUACUUACUAACUUUACUCAGUACUGUUUCAGACGAAACUCGUAAAUUCUAAGCAACAAACCAAGUAGAACCUGCCCUUAAAGGCACAGAUUUAGCUAACUAGAAAAGCCGAAUUUUCCGAUGCAACAUCAAAACUGCAUCCUCACCAAGCAUAUCUCAGUAAAACUUUCUAAAAAAGCGUUUUUUUGGUUUUUUCUAGUACGUAGUAGAAGUACAUCGUGAAAGUGAAAAGGGCGAUCCAGCACACAAAAAUAAGUAGAGAAAAACAAGGAUUACUUGCAAAGUUCUACCUCUUAGUCCCGGCGUGUGUGUAGAUUCGAACAUUAUUCAAAUUUUUGGUGAUUUUUUCGGAAGCGAGUAAUUACCAAAAAUAUUCAUAUUGUUACGAGCCUACACGGACGCCCGCUCUAAGCGGUAAUGCACUUUGCAAGUAAACCUUAUUUUCUAGUAAGUUUUAUCACCUUUUUCACUUUGGGCAUAACAAAAUCGCCCUGCAUAUAUAAAUAUCAGUUGAAAGUAAAGUGGACCACAAAUUAAAUAAAUGAAGAAUGAGCCAAAGCCCUUUUUCAGACCAAUUUUUAAAUAUUAGACUGAGUGCUAUAUGCAAAUAUUGUUAGUGUUAUUAAUUUACAAUGUUGAUGGUCCAAUGCUAAGCUCGAUGAUUCUGCAGGAAAAGCCGCAUUCUGAUCGAGCAAUUGAUUGGCUUAAAUAUUGUAAGUUUAAAUCGUAUUUGUUAUAUUCACGCUUUAUAGUGUUCACUAUAUGAACUGCAAUUGUGAUCCGAUUUAUAACGUAUUUAUGCAACGAAGUUUGUUAAAAAUGAAAAUGUUAAUAAAUAUUGGUAUAGGCGAUUUUAACAAAAUGACUUGGGCAUUUUCAAGCAAGACUCGCGUGCUUUCUGUGGCUUCUUUCGAUCCAAAUCAGUGAGAUUAGUGGCAUUUGGACCAAGAUAUUUCCUUAUGGUAGACGUAGGCCACGCGGUUGGUAGAAAUUAUUAAGUUUGCUAAACCAUAGAUAAAAACUGUUUGUUUGGAUAGAAAUGGAAGCGUCUAUGCCGAACCGGGGGCAUUUUGGUCUUACUUGGAUUUGCCUGAAUGUGAAACUUUUCAUACCUGAAUAUUAGAUUUUUGCUCUCUAGGCGCUAUUUUCGCUACUUCCAUCAACUAAGAAAUCUUGCAAUUUUUCUCUGUUUACUAUUUUCCACACUAUCAACUAGACAGUGUUACAUUUCCAAUGCAUCCAUUGCGGGCCAAAGUCGUAAAGAAAGUGGAAUUUUUGUCAAAAGGUUCAAUGAUUAGCAAUAAAAUGCUUAAAUUUAUUUCCAUUUGCCACUAUAGACCAUUUUACCAGUUGCCAACAACAUUUUUAACUAUUGGAAAAUGAACAGGGGCGGUUUUUUAAGUGUCUCGUCCCUCGUCUAAUUAUUCGCUUUUAAUGUCCGACUGCCGACGUUUCGCAGAUUUCGCACUGCCUCAUCAGGAUAUUAGAUGUCAAACCAUUGUCUGUUUUAUUGGAAACCGAAAUUUUGUUCAACAGGAAACGCACAUUUAGAAUAAAAUGUUGCGUAAGAAAUUUGCCAAAAUUAGGAAGAAAAAGAAUUAAAAAAUGGUCAAAUUUCCCUUCAUCUCCAUGUGGAAGAAACAAUAGUCUAUUGUUAAGCGAAAUUACUUAUACAAUUGUUCGAUUGUUGCUUUUAGUGUUUUUAGCUCGUCAAAAUGAAAGUAAAAACUAUUUACAUGAAGGAGAAACACUCGAGUCGAGUUAAUUUUUUUAACACAUUAGAAGUCAUAUUUUAUAAAAUUGAAUAAAUAAAGUAUCGCCUUUUUCAAAAAAACACUUGUAUCGUCUGGAUUUUCUCCAACUCAAAAGGUCGAUUGUAUUUGGGUGGGCAUUUAAAAGGUCUUUUAAAUUUUUUGCUUGCGCUCAAUUGGCUCAAUUUUCGACAUCGCUUCAUAUUUCAACAGACGCAUUAAAUUAUAUGUCUGUACUUAAUAAAAAUAAUAGUUUCUGUUUUUAUAAAGUUUGCAGCUUUUUUCGUUACGCUUGCAAACAUUUGAAAGAGUUAUUUUCCUUAACAAGUAAACCAGUGCAUUAAAAAAAAGUUAAAAAGUUGCAGUUUACCAACAAUUCAUAAAAAUUCUACGCAAAGCAAAUCACACAAUUGUUUGGUGAAAAUUGGGAAAAUUUUUCGAAUCAUAAGUUUUUGAGGAAAACAACUGUUUUUUUGCAGGAAAAGCGAAAUAUUCUAUUAUUUUAGGGACAUUUAGGACAAAUAAAAUAAUUUAAAUGGCUUUAAAUUUAUCUGCCCGAAUGUACAAUUAAAGCUAUUUUAGCUUUGAGAAUUUCUAACUUCAAUAUUCUUUAAACUUCAAAAAAAUCAACAUUUCAACUGGAUUUACAAGAAAACCAGCAAUGGGAAAAGAAACAAAUUGGAUUUCUUCCUUAUUUUAUUUAUAUAUAAAAAAACAAUUGGACGAGUCUGCUGUUUCUUCCUCAUUGUAGAUUCUUCAUUCUUCUAAAGUGUCAUUUUUGCGUUUUUCUCGUUCAUGUUUUUUGGCAUAAUAAGAUUCAUGAUAAAAAAAAGUUUUUUUCACUGCGUCUUUUUUGGCGCACUUCUGCGCGUUAUUUGUAGAAAUUCAAUAAUUGUAAAUAUUUCGAAAACAUGUACGUUUAGUACCUUUACAAUAUGACGAACACAAUUUUGAAACAAACUGGAUAAAGUCUUAUUUACUCUAUGGUUGGGACACCCUGUAUUUUUGCAACUCUGCCCUCCAGUGGCCAGUUUUGAACUGAGUUUCUAAAUUACACACUUAAAAAAAUGUUUCGCCCUAAACGUUCUCGAUAUACACAGUGGCAAGUUUUAGUGAAUUUUUAUUUUUGGGCACAUUUAAUAGACAAAUAGCAACCGGUGUGAGACACUUAAAAGAACUUCCCUCUACCUACUAGCUCUAUACAUAUAGUGUUUCCUUAAAAAUUGUUAUUAUAUAGUGAACUUAUGGAACAAUUUGUAUACUUGUAGAUAAUUUCCUUACUGUUUACUCAAAAUUUGAAUUUAUUAUUAUAAACCUUAUUCUUACCAA
Molecule: messenger RNA, 5368 nt
Organism: Dendroctonus ponderosae (mountain pine beetle)
Lineage: Eukaryota; Metazoa; Arthropoda; Insecta; Coleoptera; Curculionidae
Product: GTP-binding protein Di-Ras2
Exons: 5
Coding region: 170-760 (196 amino acids)
Biological process (GO): signal transduction
Cellular component (GO): plasma membrane
Molecular function (GO): GTPase activity; GDP binding; GTP binding
Source: RefSeq, a predicted model, not a curated record